UGAAGUUCUCGCUUCAGCAACUGAACUCAGGUGACAGUGACUUUCGGCACCUGGCGAGGAGCAGCCGGGAAUACGGGAGGCUGUGGAGCCCUGAGACAGGGACUGGACUGACAGCGCAGGGCAGCAAGGAAAGAGUUAAUGCAGCUCCUCCAGGGGUAGUUAGCGGCUGGAACCAUGAGGCUGACGUUGCAUAAAAAGAAGAUAGCUGCCCUGCUUCUGCUCCUGGUGAUGGGCAUCUGUGUUUGCCUGCUCCUCACCUCCUCUUCUGCCCAGGAGGAACAAGUCGCCACACUGAGCAGUUUACGCUCUGAUAACAAGAGUUUCUCCGCCUUCCAUCUGCCCCAUGGCUCCCCUCUGCAAAUGAGACUGUUUGCCUAUCGAAACAAUUUACGGCAGACAGUUAUUAAUGCUGAACUCUUCCCAAGUCGACCUGAGCUGGUGGUUGUGGUACAGGUACGAGGAGGACCUGGGAGUGGUGCCCGCCUUCGGCUACUCACAGAAUCCUUAAAGGCAGCUGGGCCUGGGACCACCAACCGCCUCUUGCUGGUAUUGAGCAUGGAGAAGCCUUGCACUGAGGUUGCUGAUGCCAUACAAUCUAUAGACUUCUGCCGUGUGCUGCCCCUCUUCUUCCCAUACAGCAUGAGCUUCUACCCGCAUGAGUUUCCAGGAAGUGACCCUGCAGACUGCCCACGAGACUUAUCCAAAGAGUCUGCCUUGCAAAGUGGCUGCAAUAAUGCGGAAUACCCUGACAGCCAUGGGCAUUACAGGGAAGCCUCCUUUGCCCUGGACAAACAUCACUGGUGGUGGAAGCUGCACUACACCUGGGAAAGACUGCGGGAAGUGAGUGGGUACAGUGGUUAUGUGCUGUUCCUAGAAGAGGGCAGCUAUCUCCUCCCAGACUGGAUGCAUGUGAUGCGUCUCAUGCAAAGUCAAUGCCAAGAGGAAGGAUGCCAACUGCUGAGUCUUGGAGGCACUGCCAGCCCAGAUUCAUCACCAGAUCCACAGCAGGUAGAAUUAAGCGGCUGGGUAGCGCCAAAGCAUCGAUCUGCUGUAGCAAUGCCUAGAGGACUCUACUACCAGCUUAUGGGCUGUUUAGCGGAAUUCUGCACAUAUGAUGAUUAUAACUGGGAUUGGAGUCUGCAACAUAUCUCGGCAUCGUGCCUUGCCCACCCACUAAAGGUUCUGUCUGCCCGCCUGCCAAGGGUACUCUCUCUGCCUGCUGACGGCGGAGAUGGUGGAUGUGGGCGCACAGGGCCAUGUGCCAGCCCAGAGGCUGGCUUACAAACUCUAAGAACGCAGGUCAGGGAGCUGAGCGGGCGACUUUUCCCAAAAACUAUAACUGUCGCCAGCCGCCAAGAAGAAGUACGGAACCCCCCACAGACUAAGAACGGUGGCUGGGGGGACAUUAGAGACCAUGCACUGUGCCAAUCAUAUGCCAGAUUAUGAGGUGCCCCUGCUCUCACACUUACUGCUUGUGUGAUAUGGUGCUUCUUGAUUACCUACCAGCAAGUAUAUGUGAACUGUGACCAAAGGUACAAACAUUCUCAGGAAUUCAGGAAAUCAUUAUGCAAGAGAUUAACGUUUACUUAAAUUGCUGAUUUGUGAUACGUUAUCACCGUUUGGUUCUGAUGCUUAUAACGUGCACUUUGCCUUCACAUUGAUGCCUUAAAAUGGAAACUCUUUGUAUUUACCAAGGAUGCUUUACAAAUUUUAGCUAUUUUUUGUUUGCUACAGAAAUUUAGGUUUUUACUUUUUCUACGUUUAUUCAUAAUGAAGUUUUGUAAUAUAUUGGGUUAAUACAGAACUCUUUUACCUAAUUUCCCAAAUACCAUUCUUUAUCUGCAAAUAUUUUUUCAGAACUCCUGUAUCACACAACAAAGACAAAAAUAUCAUCAAAGGAUACAAUAUAUAACCAAAGAUUAUUUUAUCUGUCUUUCUGUUUUUGUCUUUAUAAUAUGUGUUUGUCAUGUCUUAUAUGUCUGAUUGUAUGCAUAUCACAGUCAAAGCCUAAUUUCGUAGGGAACAAAAUAUAUAUAUAUAUAUAAUUUUUAUUUUAUUUUUUUUCAUUCCAUUGUGGGAUCCAGCACUCACUUCCUAUAUACAAAACAAGCUCCCGGGGUACAGUUCAAAAUAUUCAUCCACAAAAGUCUCAAAGAACAGCACUCUCCAUUACUUAAUCCCUUAAAGGGCCACUAAACCCAAAAUCUUUCUUUCAUGAUUCAGAUAGAGAAUAGAAAUUUAAACAACAUUACAAUUUACUUCUAUUAUUUAUUUUGCUUCCUUUUUUAGAUAUCCUUAGUUGAAGAAAAAGAAAUGCACAUGAUGAGCCAAUCACACGAGGCUUCUAUGUGCAGCAACCAAUCAGCAGCUACUGAGCAUAUCUAGAUAUGCUUUUCCGCAAAGAAUAUCAAGAGAAUAAAACAAAUUAGAUAAUAUAAGUUAAUUAGAAAGAUGUUUAAAAUUACAUUCUCUUUCUAAAUCAUGAAAGAAAAAAUGUGGGUGUCAUGUCCCUUUAAUCCUUUUAUUUGGUUAAUGUUUUGGGGGUCUCCCCGUCCUCAGACCAGACAAAAGUUAUUGUCUGGUCUGAGGACGGGGGAGACCCCGAAAACAACCAAAUAAAAGGAUUCAGUAAUGGAGAGUGCUGUUCUAUGAGUCUGUGUGUAUAUGUGUAAAAAAAAUAAAAAUAAAAAAAAAAAUAUAUAUAUGUGUAUAUAUUAUUUAUUUUAGUGCGUGUAUUAUGCAUAGACUGUAUAGCAAUGUUUUAACUGUGCAUUUUAGACACCCCAUUAAUGAAGGGGUUAACUAUUUGCUGAGAAUUCUGAGCCAUUUGCCAGUGAAUCUCUUCAGACCAGUCAUUCAGUGUAACCUUAUGUGGCUAAACAUUUAAUCUAAUCACUGAUUACAAGUCUGACCUAUUGUGGGAGUUUUGUUUAUUUAUAAAAAUCUCCCUGUAGUAGUGAAGUCAAAAGUCCAUAUUUAUCCACUUCCCAUUUCUCGGUAGGUCCAUAAGUAUGUGAGGGUUGUGAAACACAUUGUGACCUAAAUGUAAUCUAUUUUUUGGCUGGAUAAAAAUACAUUUUGUGCAUGUUUAAUAUCUAGAAUGCAUAUCAUUUUCUUACUAACAGAUGCACCGCACCCUAUUUUAUGUUGAUUUCUCAGCUCUUUACAGCACAGUUAUUUACUCUGUAUUACAGGAAUAUGGGGCUGCAAUCACAGUGUUUUCCCCAUGACCUCUUUAACGGGUGCAACACCUGGCUAAUAUUACUGACCUCCCAGCUAAAGUCUUAGCUAAUAUUAUUUUAUUGCACAAAUUAUCAUUAAAUACAUGUAUGUUAAAUUGUGCAAUUAUUUUGUGCUUUGGAUAGCUGAAAAAGUAAGAAUUACACUGCAAUCACCUGGCUAAUGUAUAAUGCAACAUUUUCUGUGGAGGACACUGAAUGAUAUAUUAUCAAAACAUGGAAAAUGUGUGGGGGGUUUUUGGGGGGGGGUUUGCAUGUCAAAAACCAGCUGAGAAAUAUUGGAACAUAUUUUUCCAGUAAAAACUGUUUGAUAAUUAUUUGUGCUCUAUAUGCAUACUGCAGUACACAUGCUCUUUGGUGGUAAGAGACAAGCCUCCACAAAUAUUUUGAAAAGUAGGUUUAUUCAGCAUACUAAGAUUUACAAUUUUUUUUCUUUUACUUACAAAAAUAAUAUAUUAUAAAACACACAUUUGUGCUCUAUGCAUACUGCAGUAUGAGCAUGUAUUUGUGACUAGGUACAACUCUAAAUGUAGCCAGCAAGUGCUACCCAGGGUGCUGAUUCAAGAAUGGGCUGGCUCCUAAGCUUUAAAUUCCUGCUCUUUCAAAUAAAAAUACCAAGAGAACAAAGAAAUGUUUAAUGGGAGUAAAUUAGAAAGUUGCUUACAAUUGUAUGCUCUGUCUGAAUCAAGAAAAAAAUGUGGAUUUUACAUCUUUUGUAAAAAAUGAAGAAAUUUGAAUUAUAUUUUGCUGCACCAAAAAGUCCUUUGCUAAUAUCUCCCAAACCCUCUUUGCGUUUUUUUGUUUGUUUUUAAACAACGUCACUAGGUUGUUCUCCAAUCUCCAUCUGCUCAGUCACGCAAUUCACUUCAGUGUAGUGUGCACGUGCGCUGGAUGAGGCAGCUGACAGCUUUAAAGUGAAUAUUGUGAUCAAGUUUGCUUUAACAGCCUGGUGUCUUUAGUUGCGGUCUUCACAGGUUGGGCUUAGUUUAACAACAUUAGAGACAGAUGGGAGACUCUUGAUCUGGCAAACCUCAUAGGAGAUGAACCUGCAUAUAAUAAUCACCAAUGUGAAUUAGGAAAAUAUUACAUCUGCUGCACUUUUCAUUGUUUUACAGCUUCUGCUUUUUUUUUUUAUCUCUAUUUGUAGAUCUGCAAAAAACACAUUCCCUAGAGAACACAGUCACUUUGCAUUUAUAGUUUCCAUUCUCGUUUUCUGUACAAACCUGUUUUGCUACAAUACUAUCAGGAUCUGCUUACAGGGGGUAUAGUAAAGUGUGAGCCUUGUGUGACUUCAGCUGACAAUGUUGCACAAAAGCCACUGCUCACACUAACCAAACACUGUAUAACUGGAAUUUAGCCUCUGCAAUGUGUUACCUGACAGCCAAGGGGUUAACUGAGUAGUGAUAAGAUUAUUAAACUAAAACAGGUUUGUACAGAUACUGCUCACUAUUCUGUUAUUGAAACUCUAUCUUGUUGGGGGCAGAUCUUUCCGUAACCCAGAGGAUUUCCUCUGCAGAACUGCUUCCUGCAAUUGUUGGGAGAAACAAAUUGCUGAGUAUGAACAGCUUUUUGGGGUUAGAAAGUUUUUAACCUUUGACUUAUUUAAAAAUUGUUCUAUCUGUGCAGAUUUAACCCAUUGACCACCAGGGAAGUCUGUCACCCAAGCACUGCCUUGCAACCCUGUCUGUCAGUAAAGGGGUCCAUUUUUGUUUUUAUAUAAACUAUACAAUGCAUUACAACCCUUGUGACCGCAAAGCAAUGGCGUACAAAGUGAAAUUCAAUAGCAGUUGUGUCUGAUUAUAAAGUGACUUAAAAGAGCAAAUUAUUUGACGACUUUAUACAGGACACUAAGGGGGCGAUUUAUCAAAGUAAUCCGGCCUUAAUUGCGGCCAAAAUUACGCAUACAAACCUAUCGCCAUAUUUAUGUAAGCAAGCUGCGUCUAUAAUUGUGCAAAUCUGAAAGAAAAUGCAUUUGCCUAGGCACAUAGGCGCGCGCCCGAGCUCACCAAUAUACAUUAAUAGGCGUAAUUUCAAAGCCCGACCUACAAAUACGGCAAGUUUCUUAUUUAACAUUGCUUUGUGCUAAUAGGGAACUGAAAUUUCUCCUUAAAUUGCGUGUUCUAUAUUUCGCCAUUCAGACUGAGGCGAACAGCAUAAACGUACAUUCUUUUACAGCUUGUGAUGAAGUACUUUCUUCUUUUAACUGCUCAGAGCCAAGAAGAGACUGAUAUUGCUAGACAUUUGCACUUCCACAGGUGCAUACAGGUUCCAAGGGUUUUGUCGCCCGUUGUGGUCUUUGUAAGCCUUGACUGACAAACGAGAUAUAUAUAAUGAUAGCAAAAACUUGCACUCACUGGACUUUUCAAACACCAAACAUUUAAUGUAACGUUUCGGAGACAAAGUAUCCCCUUCCUCAGAUACUUUGUCUCCGAAAACACUCUGCUAAUCCACAUCUCCAGACCAUAUGAAAAAGAAAAAAGUAUAUGUCAAAUUGUUAAAAGUUGAAAAAUACAGCUUUAUUUGGUACAAAAAAUGUUAAAAUCAGUUGCAUGUAAAAACAUGAAAGAAAAAACAAAAGCUACAGUCCUGUAACUGACAUAGAGCAACAGCAACCAAACAUGUUUCGGGCCUAAUGUCAGCCCUUGUUCACUGGCAUAACUAGUGCUGGGAAAAGCCUUAAUUUAAAGGUAAAGUUAAUUAUCAAUUACAUGCAUCUGUUGAAUUAACCCAUGACUACCUAGAUAGUCAUGGUUAAAGGUAAAUUAUCAUUAAUUGUUUUUUUGUUUCUUAUAUUAAACAUUUUCAUUUUAAAGCAAACAUAAA
Bombina bombina (fire-bellied toad) is the source of this 6062-nucleotide messenger RNA. RefSeq names its product alpha-1,6-mannosyl-glycoprotein 2-beta-N-acetylglucosaminyltransferase. Gene Ontology annotation, molecular function: alpha-1,6-mannosylglycoprotein 2-beta-N-acetylglucosaminyltransferase activity. The transcript is spliced from 2 exons. The record is from RefSeq and is a predicted model, not a curated record. Bases 175 to 1446 code for a protein of 423 amino acids. Gene Ontology annotation, biological process: oligosaccharide biosynthetic process; protein N-linked glycosylation. Gene Ontology annotation, cellular component: Golgi stack; Golgi membrane. Lineage: Eukaryota; Metazoa; Chordata; Amphibia; Anura; Bombinatoridae.